AGUAGGCUAUAACCUACGAAGAAGUAGAGAGCGGAAGUGCAUAGAAAACAUGGCGUCGCCCGGUGUUGACACAUUAGUAAUUGACAAAUCUGAAUAUAUUUUGUGAUAUAAGUACAAAAAGGAGUACAGGCCUGGUUUUGACGCUGCACCAGCUCUAUGGGCCAGGGCGACAGCUGCUGCUGUAACCAUGUGGAUGAGUCGUAAACCUGCUGGAGUUUCUCUGAGAGUCCUUCAACUGGUCCAGCACUGCUGGUUACAGACUGUAUGUGGGACAUGGGGCUGGAGGAGAGGGGGUGUGGGGCCAGCGGCUCAGCUCUGUAGGCUCAUGUCGUCUUCAGGACCCCCCUGGAGGCUCCUGUUUUUCGGCUCGGAUGAGUUCGCUGUAGAAUCUUUGAAAGUCCUGACAUCCAGCAGGUAAACCAGAAAGGGUCCACCUGACUGACUAUCCGAGAGCCUUAAACGACCCUGAGUGGCACCGCAGGGGUGGGACAGCAGCUCUGAGCACAAGAGCACACCCGAAUAUUGAGAAAUAUUAAAGGGCCUUUUUUAUUUGUGACUCUCUCUCUCUCUCUCUCUCUCUCUCUCUCUCUCUCUCUCUCUCUCUCUCACUCACUCUCUCGCUCUGUGUUUGUUAUUGAGAUAGAAUCAGAGGUCUGUGGUUUGGUAUGAAAAAAAUCUAAAAACGAAACAAGCCACAGGUUACUAUAGCAACAAAUGAACGGUCGCUGCACUGGCGAAGCAACAAACUCUGGACUUUACAGGUGGAUAAAUGUCCUGAAUAUGAAUUUAUUUAAGCAGAUACAGGUAUCGGAUAAGGGCUUGAUGUUGGCAGAUACUCUGAUUUUGGAUUAUUUGGGUUGGGAUUGAGGGCGAAGACAGGUUCAUGAAAAAAUCCCCAGUUACAGUUUAACCAUUACAGCUUUUUGUUCAGUGUUUUAGUUCCUUUCAGCACCAGAAAGCCCACUAUUUGAAGUGCAACAGCACAGGAUCAAGAUCAGUUUCUCUCCAUUGAUAAUAAACAUGAAACACAUAGUGGUUGUGGGUGAACUGUGUCCAGUGAGAGGUAGUUAUGUUGUCUUGCACAAGCGUUAAUGUAAAUACAGUAUUUUUUUACCUUCUAGGAUCUUUAAGGAGGUAAAAUAACUCAGUUUGAUCACAAAUUUCCAGUUCAGAAUCAUAGAUUUGUACACAACGUUGCAGCAUGUGAAAUUAUUCUUGCAUGUUGUUUUUGGGAGACAAGACUAACAUCUGUGUUCUGUUUGUAGGAACUCCUCUGACGGAUUAGUGAAGUCUCUGGAAGUUGUGACUCUGUCAGUUGAUGUCCCAGUGAAAAAGUUCGCUCUCCAGCACCAACUCCCAACCCACAGCUGGCCCCCCCAAAAUGUGGAUGGACAGUUUGAUGUGGGGUUGGUUGUGUCUUUUGGCUGUUUACUCCCUAAGAGACUCAUCAACAAGUUUCCACAGUAAGUGUUUUUGUGUAUCUGUGGUGUAAUGGGGCUUUAUUGCAUUGCAGUAAUUAUACAAAACUGUCUAAUUAAAGCCAGCGCUAUGGGACAAAAAAUCACUGAGGUGUUUAGUACACUGAAGCAACACCAAACAUGACUGAUUUAAGAGACAAACGAGAGACUGCAGUGAGUUCAUCAGUUAUUUGGGUCACACAACAGUGAUUAUCUCACAGACAUAAAUGUAGCUUUUGUCCUGCCAGGAGAAGAAGCUCCUGUCUUUUGAUUGACCCAGGUCACUAAAGUCACUUUGUUGUCUUUGCAAUAAUCCAAGAUGUAAUUAAAAUAAGCUGAACAUGCACAUCAAGCCCUUAUGUGUCACUAUGUGCACACUCUCUUUCAGUGGGAUCUUGAAUGUUCAUCCGAGCCUGCUGCCGAGGUGGCGAGGCCCUGCCCCUGUUUUCCACACCAUCCUGCAUGGAGAUACCAUGACAGGAGUUACCAUCAUGCAGAUUCGUCCGGACAGGUAUGAACAGUGGGGGAGUCUGGGUUUUUGUUUUUAAUUGAAGCACAAAUAGUGUAAAAAUAACUCCCUCACCUCCAGGUUUGAUGUGGGCCCCAUCCUAAACCAGGAGUUGCAGCAGGUCCCUGAGAACUGCACUGCUGAUGAGCUUGGAAACGUUCUAGCCACCAAGGGAGCAAAUCUGGUGAGUGUCUGAAACAGUGUUUCUCAUCAGUGCCUGACUGUCUCCCUGACAGGACUGUGACUUAGCCGCCUUUUUGUGUUUGUUUGGUGGAUUACAGCUGAUUGACACAUUGAUGACGCUAUCUGAGAGAAUAGUGAACAGGAGGGAGCAAGCACAGACAGGUGUAACCUUUGGUAAGUAGGUAUAAGCCACACAAGACAACUGUGGCUGCAGACCCAGAGGCUGCAGAUUAAGGACUGCAAGUCUCAGACUUGUUUGUGCAGGAACACACAGUGGCUGCCAGUGACCUUAUAUUUAAUGUCUAAAGCCUCCUGCUUACAUGACUUUCAUCCAACAGCCCCAAAAAUCAAUACAUCCAUGAGCUGGAUUUUAUGGGAGGAACAGACUUGUGACCAGAUCGGCCGUCUGUACCGUGCCAUCGGAUCUCGGGUAACAUAGACUGAUCUGUAAGAAUAAUAAUUUCUGUUGAAUGCCACUUAAGGGAUUUGUUUUUCUGCCUCCAGAUACCUUUGAGGACCAUGUGGAUGGGGAGGACAGUCAAACUUUCACAUUUUGUAGGAAGAUGUCACAUUUCAUUUUCAGGUGAAGUAUAUCAAAUUUAAUUUAUUCAACUGUAAAUAUGAAAAAGCAGAGUGUCUGUGUAUGGAAAUGUCCUCAAGGCCUCAGCGCUGCAGAACGUCGACACUGUAGCAACGGUCUCUGUCAGCCAUGUGUUGAUUAACUUUGAUGACACGUAUUCCCCAUUUUAAGACUGGUGCAAGAGUGAAUAUGAGAGUACUGCAGCUUAUAAAGGAGAACUGUCUAGAGAGGAGAGUCAUUCAUUCAUAUAACUGUUAUCACGUUGUUUUGGAUAGACUGCCUUGGUUAAAUGUUUUACACUGGUACUGCAGUUUUUUUUUAUUUAAGCACACGCACACUUCCCCUCUCAAGAAACAAGACACCUGCACCAGAGGACCAUUUGUGUGUCUGUUUAGAAACACUGAGUUCAUCAUUUUCAAAAGAAGAGCAUGUGUGCUAAAUGAGAGUCCAGAUGGGCUUCAGAUUUGACAAAUGCAAAGUGGUGUGUGUGUUUGCAGCCCUGUUCCAUUCCUGAGCUCUUGUAUUGAUCUCAGGUGUUGUUCACAGAUCAAAGACAAACACCAGUCCCUGGUUCAGUCCGGUAUCAAAAGGAGUCCAGUAUUCUAGCUGUCUGCUGCAAGGUCUGUUUAAAUCUUAUUUAUGCUGGUGAAACAAAAAAUGCAAAAACAAAAAAUCAAAAUUCAAAAGACAGCAUAUAAUUGUCAAGAGAUGGUUAGAAUUUCACAUCUAAAACCAAACAUGAGCUAAUUCCAUAACUCCAAAUGUUCCAUUUUACACCACACAACACGUUAAAAUGAAUAUUUUUUUCCCCCUUUUUACCACAAAAAGAUUUUGAAGUGAUAUUUUUUUUAGGCUAAAUGUGCUGAGAUGAUUGUUCUGGUCUUUGUUGUCUUCUCCAGGAUGGCUGGGUAGGGUUUAAAGAAGUGCUGCUGAAGAAGAGGCUGACAGCAGCCGAUUUCUACAAUGGUUACCUACAUCAGACAGAUGAGCAGUUGUUCGUCAGCAGGAAAACAGCUUCCAAAGACCAUCAAACCAGAGGAAAAUACACAGUGCAGACAUGACUGAUGAAAUAUUCUGUUUGGUUUGUAUUUUACACUUGUCUGUUUUAGGACAUGCUGAAUUUAUGUAUCAUACAUUUGAAAUAAACUGAUGUAGGUUUUACAAAUAAAUACCAGAAAGAAUAGUGGAAACAUUUUGGAUCUUAUUAUUAACCAUGCUUUGGGUUUAAUUAGGUGCUACAAAAACUACAUGAAUGUAAUGUUAAGGUAUGGAAGUGUCUAACUGAGAAAGGGCUGAGUUCAAGGUACUGUCUUGUUUAUAGCAGCAUUAAGCUCAACAGACUUGGUGGAGACCGCCACUGUGAGGCUUCACCAGUGGGACUGCUGAGCAAGGGAGGGUUUUAGUUUUCCACUGGACUGCAAGAUAUCCCUGAAUAUUCUCAUUUCUAUACACCAUCCAAGUACAAACAGAAUAAACAUUUUAAUAAUCUUGAUCAGAUAUGAGGUAGUUAAAAAGUUUGACUCAUCACCUGGUUAAAGAAUAAUUGUCUAACUGGAUAACUCAAAAACCACAAACAGCAUUCAUUAAUGGAAGUUACUUUCAAAUUGAUUGAUUCGAUUGAUUUCAAAUCAUUGAUGAAAACAGAGGUUUAAGAUAAAUAAGGCCCAUGGAAAAUUACUAAUAAAAUUUGUAAUGCAUACAUAUUUUUUGUUUUUUUCUUUUUGGCCUUUCGAUCGCAGAGCAUGUAUCACUUUUUCAAAAAAAUAAUCCACAUUUUAUUCUUCCUCUCAAAAUCCCACCACGGCACAUUAAUACCUGCUGGAAGAAAGAGGGAGACAACCAGGCUUCCUCUAUGGAGACAGAGGGCUUUCUGUUGUUUCAAUGCCUUUACUUGAUGAAGGUAUUGUAGGUUUACACUGUAAGAAGUGUCACUAAAUGCCUCUGCCGGUGUUGGAACUUGCUCUGCUUCUUAAUAUGCUUGUACUUGCAUAUUGUGCACUGACAUAGACUUGAAUUAUUGUCAUAUGAUUAUCAAGUUCUUUGACAAUAAUUUCCAUUUUUUUCCCCUUGCCAUAGCAAUCUCAACUUUUAAUUGUUCAAAAGAUGCUAUGAUUACAGCUGCAUGUCUUGGAAAUGUUGAAUAUUUUUCAUCCAUCAUUUAAAUGAAAAUUUGAUGUCUCCUA
Xyrichtys novacula (pearly razorfish) is the source of this 4911-nucleotide messenger RNA. Lineage: Eukaryota; Metazoa; Chordata; Actinopteri; Labriformes; Labridae. The record is from the annotation of a GenBank genome assembly.